Ogataea parapolymorpha DL-1 is the source of this 582-nucleotide messenger RNA. RefSeq names its product NADH-ubiquinone oxidoreductase subunit, mitochondrial. Gene Ontology annotation, molecular function: 4 iron, 4 sulfur cluster binding; quinone binding; NADH dehydrogenase (ubiquinone) activity. The record is from RefSeq and is a predicted model, not a curated record. The coding region runs from base 1 to 582 and encodes 193 amino acids. Gene Ontology annotation, biological process: mitochondrial respiratory chain complex I assembly; electron transport coupled proton transport; aerobic respiration. The transcript has a single exon. NCBI's taxonomy places the organism in Eukaryota, Fungi, Ascomycota, Pichiomycetes, Pichiales, Pichiaceae.
AUGAAGCUAAUCAGACCAGCACAAGUGGCCAGGUUUUCAACCUCUGUUUUGCGGGCCAAGCCGCAGCUCGAGGUCGACCGUCCUGUGCUUUCCGAACUGCCCCUGUCGAACUCUUUGGACUACGCUUUUACCUCUUUCGACAAGCUCAAAAAUUGGGCAAGAAAAAGCUCCUUCUGGCCAGCAACUUUCGGCCUGGCCUGCUGUGCCGUCGAGAUGAUGCACGUUUCCGCGCCACGGUACGACCAGGAUCGUCUGGGAAUCAUUUUUCGUGCGUCUCCACGGCAAUCGGACGUGAUGAUUGUGGCCGGCACCGUGACAAACAAGAUGGCGCCGGCUCUUCGCCAGGUGUACGACCAGAUGCCGUACCCAAGAUGGGUGAUUUCUAUGGGCAGCUGUGCGAACGGCGGCGGCUACUACCAUUACAGCUACAGCGUGGUGAGAGGUGUGGACCGCAUAGUGCCUGUCGACAUCUACGUGCCGGGGUGUCCUCCGUCGUCGGAGGCUCUGAUGUACGGCAUUUUCCGGCUGCAGAAGAAGAUCAUGGCCCACCAGACACACCGCAUGUGGUACCGGGCGUACUAG